CUAUUUUGGGUUUCUGGAUAUCACAGAAACGAAGCCAAAAAUAUCGUUAAACUUUAAUGGAGGAAGAAACAAUGGGAGGACUCUGAAAAUCUCACUGUGCAGACUGAGGGUGACUUAUGGGGACUGUUAGCCAUGGAAACAGCAGACCAACUAAACACAACUCAAGUUGAAGAUUCACAGCUUCAGCUUAAAUCUUCAAACUGCUGCUCAACCACAGACACAAUCAUUGAGGAGAACUUUUUUCAGCUGGAUGACAGCACAAAGCUGGUUGGAGUUCGAGUUGUUCUCAUUCUGGCUUACAGCACCAUCAUCUUAUUUGGAGUAAUCGGAAACUCUUUGGUCAUUUAUGUCGUCUUCAAGUUUAAAAAUCUACGGACUGUCACCAAUUUUUUCAUCGUGAAUCUGGCUGUAGCAGACCUGCUGGUGAACACGUUAUGUUUACCUUUCACCCUCGUCUACACGCUGUACGGUGAGUGGAAGUUCGGUCAGGUGUUGUGCUUCAUGCUGCCCUGUGCUCAAGGCAUCGCUGUCCACGUUUCCAUCAUCACUCUAAACGUCAUUGCCCUGGACCGCCACCGGAGCAUCGUCUACCACAUGGAGACCAAGAUGUCCAAAGACAUGUGCGCCCUGGUCAUCGCCAUCACGUGGGCCGUUAGCGCGCUGUUAGCCAGCCCUCUCGCCAUCUUCAGGGAGUACGGGACGCUAGAUCUCUCGCCGGACGAGUCAAUUCAGGUGUGCACAGAGAAGUGGCCAGGAAGCAGCAUGAACGGAACUAUCUACAGCAUAUCAGCACUUCUGAUUCAGUAUGGGUUACCUCUGGUUGUGACCUCCGUCGCCUACAUCCGCAUCUGGAAUAAACUGAAGAAUCACAUGACCUGUGGAGGACGAAACGACAGGAAUCAGCGCAGGAAGAAGACCACGAAGAUGCUGCUGACGAUGGUGGUGGUGUUCGCCGUCAGCUGGUUGCCGUUUCAUGCAUUCCAGUUGGCGGUUGACAUUGACAGCACAGUGUCGUACAUGAAGGAUUUUAAGCUGCUCUUUACUGUGUUCCACAUCAUGGCUAUGUGCUCUACGUUUGUCAACCCCAUCCUGUAUGGGUGGAUGAACAACAACUACAGGACGGCCUUUCUGUCCGUGUUUACCUGCUACCGACCCUUCAGUUUGAGGCAAGGACGAUCCAGUGGCAGAGAGAAACAAAAGGAUGAAGACAAGGUUUACACAGACUGCAAAUCAACGAAUGUUUAAAACGAAGAAGUCUAAGAAAGUUCACUGAUUAUUAUUUGUGGUCAUGUUUGUAUUUGGUCUUGUGUUGGCAUUAUGACCUCUGAAAAAUGAGGAACCACUCCUAUUCCAAAAA
Messenger RNA from Notolabrus celidotus (New Zealand spotty), 1357 nucleotides. It is a transcript of the gene npy2r, whose product is annotated as neuropeptide Y receptor Y2. The record is from RefSeq and is a predicted model, not a curated record. Gene Ontology annotation, molecular function: neuropeptide Y receptor activity. The coding region runs from base 133 to 1245 and encodes 370 amino acids. NCBI's taxonomy places the organism in Eukaryota, Metazoa, Chordata, Actinopteri, Labriformes, Labridae. Gene Ontology annotation, cellular component: membrane. The transcript is spliced from 2 exons. Gene Ontology annotation, biological process: G protein-coupled receptor signaling pathway.